Molecule: messenger RNA, 18082 nt
Organism: Coregonus sp. 'balchen'
Lineage: Eukaryota; Metazoa; Chordata; Actinopteri; Salmoniformes; Salmonidae
Source: the annotation of a GenBank genome assembly
UCCCCUCUCCCCCCCCCCCUCCCCACUCUGUUCAAUUCAUCCCUGGGAUCCUCUACUCGUGUCCUGCCUCCUACCUGUUCUCUCCCCCCUCCGGUUCUGAAUGUAGAAGAGCGGAUAGAGGGGGAAGGAGAAGGAAGAAUUAGGCAGCCUGCCUCUGAGGACGCGCUGUCUUACUACGAAGAGAUGACUGUGGUAUAUGGCACAAUGCAUCCUUUUCAGUCUAUCUUUCUGUGAUGUAGUUUGCCACAAGGUCCCUUCCAAUCCAGUCAAAUUUUGUUGCCAUUGUACCAAAUGUGUUUUCUUUCCUCCUUAUGAAAUUGCAGGAUUCUGACCAGGACAGCCUCAUGGCUGAGGAGACUGAGUCAUCCACAGAGAUGCCUGUCCUGGACAUGGUAUUGGAUGAAGAGGAGCUGGACCAAAUAAUGCCAUUCGGGGAACAUGAGUUUGGUGAGAUGGAGAGGGGGAAAGAUGAAUUGGAGGAAGAACUGAAAGACAAAAAGGUGAGGGAGGAGAUUCUGCAUUUAGUCUCGCACAGAAAACCACGUAUCUCAACAUCAACCUGAACCUCAAAACCUUUCCCCUUUCCUCCUCUCUUUCUACUCCAUCAUUUAUUUUCCUCACACUUUCCCUUCAAUCAGUACCUGCUGCUGAAUGAGGUGUGCUGUUCUCUGGUGAAUAAGAGCACUGCUCCUGGUCAGAAGGACUGGGAUGCAGAGGAGAGUGUCUGGAAAAGGAUCCAGAACUUGUCCAAGGCCAUAUCUACCGACGAUCCCCAGUUUCUCCUCAAGGUGUGUGUUUCUGGAGAAUCUCUCUUGGUCAUGUCCCACUAGGGUCCUCUAUGGAUUUUGGGGUGCAGUAAACAGUUAUCCUAUUUUACCAUAUUUUCCUGUUCCCCUUUAGGUUGCAGUUUACACCAGACAGGAGUUAAACAUCCGUAUCACAGCUAACUUCCUAUUGGCUCUUGCGGCCCAUCUGCCCACCUCUAAGCCACACGUGCGUAGGUACUUCUGUGCAGCUGUGCAGCUACCCUCUGAUUGGCUGGAAGUGGUGAGACUCUACAGCACGGUGAGUCUUGGUCAAUCUCAGUGAAUCUCUUACUAAUCUCAACUGCUCUUUGUUUGUCUCUCUCUACAUGUGACAGACUCAGUAAGGUACUGCACAUAUUUGCUCGUCUUGAUUGCUUAAUGGGUAGUUGUUUGGGAGGCAAGGUGAUUUGUAGAUCAGUGAUUCUGAAUAUCUCUUCUAACCAUUCCACUGUGAUGUCAUCCUCAGUGUUUUGGCCACUCUUUACCCACCUGUCUGAAAAAAGCCUUGGGAGACAAGUUCAAGCAGUUCAACGAGUAUCAGCUGGCCAAAUACAACACACGCAAACAUCGCUGCAAACACAAUCGCUCUAGACCCAAAUGCAAGGUACGGCAAGCGUGUGUACAAACACACACACACACCUUGUUUUUUCUCUUCUCCAUCUUCUCUCUCUCUCUCUCUCUCUCCAUCACAGAAACCAUCCACUCAGCAGUUGGAAAAAUGGGCAAAUAUGCUCGGAAGUGAUGCCACCAAUCUGCAGAAAUAUGUGAGUGUGGAGCUAGGUUUCCAUCCUAUUGGCAACAGGUUUUCAUGUGAAUGUUCUAAAAUCCAAAUGAAGAAAAUAUGCUAAAUUUCCAUCCAGUGGUGUGUUUCCACCAAACAGUCCUGUUGCGGAUAAAAAUAUGUGCAUGAUGAAUUAGUGCAUACAAAGUUUUCAUGUACCGAAUAAAAAUGAUAUCUGUGUUUUUAAUGCAUUUUCAACUCUACCGAUUAGUUUUGUCACAAUCUGUUGCUUUAAAUAGCAAAUGUGCCCGCACUUGUCUUGGCAUGUGUUCUCUAGCCAGCAACAGCUGGCAGACACAGUGCAGGUAGGCUGGUCUAGAUGAUGAGAUUAUUAUGGAUAAGAGCGAGAAUAUUUUUUCUUUUCAAACGGCAGUCAAGCAUUUAUCAUCAUGUCACCAGAAUAAGACCCUCGAUAUUCAUUAGAAAAGAGCAUCAUACUCAUCACCGUGCACUUUCGCCACCCUGUGAAGUUUAUCAUUUAUUUAAUCUGUAGCCUAAUAAACUGCAAUAAACCGAGUCGUAAUGGGAGGACCACACACCAUAUCAUUGCGUGAUUCCAAGUUUACAUCGAUAUGAUGGUUAUUAUAUCAAUAUGUGUGCAUAAAGGCGUUUCCACCACCAUUUCUCAUAUAAUGAAUUUUAUAGACACAAAAAGAUCCCACCAUGUCGAACAAACAAAUUACCUGACAGGAUUUAUAAAAUUGUACCGAAACUUCCUGUCGUGCUUUUUUUACGGCCUGACUUUACUCGCAUAAAAACUGGAUGGAAACAGUUUGUGUUUGUAUAUUAUAAUAAUAAUAAUAAUAAUAAUAAUAAUAUGCCAUUCAGCAGACGCUUUUAUCCAAAGCGACUUACAGUCAUGCGUGCAUAGAUUUUUUUUUUUUGUGUAUGGGUGGUCCCGGGGAUCGAACCCACUACCUUGGCGUUACAAUCGCCGUGCUCUACCAGCUGAGCUACAGAGGACCACAUAUAUUUUUGUAGUAUUAUUUGAUAAUACUGUUUGAAGCUAGGAGAUUAUGAAGCUAGGACAGCAGAGUCCAUAGCCUACCCAUCUUCUGAAAACAAAGACCCCCCCCACAACUGUAAGAGCGUCUGCUAAAUGACUAAAAUGUAAAUGUUUGCAGUUGAAGAUGGAGAGAGCAGUGGUGGAUAAGAAGCAGAGUGAGUUCAGUCUGAAGAAGCUGAUCAAGAGGCUCCACAUCAAAGAGCCUGCUCAGCAUGUCCUGGCCAUACUGGGAAAGAGGUACUGUAUACCAAACACCGAUGUUGACAGAUGUUUUUUUAUAUUUUACAGAUCCAAGGAUCUAUUAGCUAACAUUUUGCUACUUUUCUGAGCUGUAUACAAUCUCGAUACUGUGCUUUGCAUGUGUGUUUUCAGGUACCCUGGUGACCCCAAGGCGUUCUCCCGCAGUGGGCUGAGUGGGGUGUGGGACAGGGAGCGGGCAGGGCAGCGCAUGAAGCUCAAACAGCCAGACACAUGGGAACGCAAACUCAGCCAAGAGGGAAACAAAGCCUCCACCUGGGAGAAACUGAUAGGUAUAGUCACAUACCUACACAAACACUCUCACAGUGAAUCAAUGCUGCAGCUAGUGGUUGUAAUAUAACAUUGUUAUAAUGCUGUCCUUAUUUAUUUUACAGACAGUAACUCUCUGCCCUUCAUGGCAAUGCUGAGGAACCUGAGGAAUAUGAUAACCCAGGGCAUCAGUGAGCGGCAUCAUCAGAAGAUUCUGGGCAGACUGACCUUCAGGGUGAGUUAUCCAUAAAUAAUUAUUACAUUUUUUGACCCCUUGUUAUAUUAUAUGUUCACGCAAUCGGCAGAAUAAAUCAUUGGACAAAUAAAAAAUAUAUUGUCAGUCCAUGUAGAUCCAUGUAGAUUCUGACCACUAGGGUGCAAGUCUACUGAAGGAUCAAAUAAAACUUGAUAGAAAUUGCAGUAGGAAAUACAGUAUGUUUACAUUAACACCCAUAUCCCAAUAAAAGAGUGGUGUUGUUACAGAAAGCAGUGAUUCAGAGCAGACAGUUUCCCUUCCGUUUCCUCUCCGCCUAUAAGGUCAUAAUGGAGCUCAACAACAUGGGUAAGAAUCUUUCACACAAACAUAAACUCUAACAACAUCAAUACAUUCUAGUUUGGAAAAGUCUACAUUUGAUGUUGUCGGACAAAGCUUUACCUCCCUCUUUUAGCCCGUGCAUCAGAGAAAGUGUUCUCCAGCUCUAAGGAGAUCCUCAGGGGCAUUCUGAAGAAGAUGCCUAAGAACAAGCGCUUCAGUCAUCUGGAUUGGGAGACGGCUGGGAAGAAGAGGCUGAGGGUGGCGUUAGGCGUGCCCUUUGUCUACCGCAUCUACAACAUGAAGAAGAGCCAGCUGAAGAAAGCCAGGUACAGACAGCAACACUGGGUAUUCACCUGGGAGAGGAAUCAGGGGAUGCAGACAGGGAAACCGAGAGACAUGGGAGAUUUGAUAAUGAAUAUUUAUCAGGUAGAGGAAGUCCAGAGGAAAACUGUAAUAUAAAAAUCUGCAUUACUGCGGUUGCGUGAUAAUAAUUAGAAGUAUGUUUAUACUGAGUAAGGAGGAUGCACUCUGAAGUGUGUGUGUGUGUCUACAGUCAGAGACUGUAUUCGCAGGCCCUUCUGGAGCAGUACCGCAAGGCUCUGGAAACUGCGGUGCAGAUCUCAUGCCGUUACAACGUGCCACCCCUCCCUGGCCGCACCAUGAUCUUCUUCGCUGGUAACAUGGGUGAGGAUGACACCUGGAGCGCCGCUCAGGACUUCUGCUGCCCGCCUGACGCAGAGGCAGAAAAAGAAGAUGAAGAAGAGAAACUCACACCCUCUGUAAGAACCCAAAACCUCAACACACUGAGUCCCUGACCAGAAACAACCCCUAGCCUCUACUCUCUACGCACUUGUGUAGAUCUAAAAUAAAUGGUGUGAAGGGAGGAGAUAAAUGAUAAAGUAUAGUCAGUAUGGUAGCAGCUUCACCCUUCCCUCAGACAUGCUAGGUUACAUUCUCCAUAUUGCUUAGACUUGUCCAGUACUCCCAGACAAGUGCCUAGUGAGUAGGGGCUAGGGCCAUACUCUACAACGCCCAGCAGCUAUAAUCUGUGCUUAUUACUGACCCUGCUGAUUUGUGAAUUUCCUCACAGAUGCAGGAGGUAGCAGUGUUGCUGUCACUGAUGAUAGCCCACAGCGCUGAGCAUCCCCAGCUGAUCCAGUUUAACUGGUGGGGUUGUGCAGAAGCAAAGCUCAAGUCGGACGUGCUGUUGGAUAAUGUCAGGCAUGUGAUGAAGCAGGUAGAGGUGAGGCUGUCGUUUCCUUUCCCUCAUGUCUAUCUACACACUGUUGUAAUGGUUUCAAUACUUUUCCAACAUAAUGCCAUCACUGUGAAGUCAGUUUAGAUAAACUGAAGUUAAUAUUCAGAAGACUUUGAACUGAAUAUUCAAAGUGCGUAGUACUAGAGAGAUCGAUAGUAUAUUGAAUCAUUUCUCUUACAGGAGGCUCAGAAUGCCUAUGACAAGCAUGAAACAUUCUCUUCUUUCAUGAGCAGAGAGAUGACGCAGAAAAACAAGGUGUGUUUAUGUGCACAUUUGUACAUUUGAAUUGUUUUCAGGGAUCCAUUUGACUUAAUUGUACUUUGAAUCGUGACCUUCCCGUCUUCCUUCUCAGGUGGACAAUAUCAUCGUGCUGGCGGAUCAUUACUUGGAUAAUAACAUGGAUAUGGCGCUUGACCGAUACAGGAAGGAUGUGAACAAUAAAGCCCUCGUAGUGAAAAUCUUCUUUGGGAAAAGGUAGGGGGUGCUUUUCUGUGUGCUGAGCAGCAGCACAUCUCUGCCACGUAGGAGAGAGCAAGCAUUUACUAUUCUAUGAGAAACAACCUUUUCUUUCAAUAAGGAGCAUUUUCAGUACAUGUUCUGUAUCCCCAGUGUGUUAACAGCUACAACCUUCACUGUGUAUGUCCUGCCUCUGUCUGUUGCAGGACGGGAGACCAAUCCACAGACAGGAACUGUGUGGUACUCCAAGGCUUCAGCGAGCAGAUCCUCAGGCAAGCUUUCUUCUCAUUCACCCUCUUGUCACUGACACACACACAUACACACACACCUACCUUGUGGCAUGGUGUCUCUGAAGUGUUUGUGUAACUCAACAGGUUUGUGGCUGAAAGAGGCUCAUCUAGACUGCUGGAUCACGUGGAGCACAUAGACAAGCUGCAUCACAUUCUCCCGCCACAGGGGUGUGCUAAAGAGGCUGAGCUAGAAGCUGCCAUCACCCCACUUCCUGCCACCCCAAAGUUGAGGUACUGUGGCAGGGCAGGUUGAAUACAUUUCCUUCAAAACUGGUUUGGUUGUCCAUGAUUAUCCAUACUUGAUUAUUGGGCUGUCUCUGACAACAUAGAGCCUUCAUUUCAGGGUAGCCAUAGGGUUACCUGAGUGGCGCAGUGGUCUAAGGCACUGCAUCGCAGUGCUAACUGUGCCACUAGAGAUCCUGGUUCGAAUCCAGGCUCUGUCGCCGCCGGCCGCGACCGGGAGACUCAUGGGCGGCGCACAAUUGGCCCAGCAUCGUCCAGGGUAGGGGAGGGAAUGGCCGGCAGGGAUGUAGCUCAGUUGAUAGAGCAUGGCGUUUGCAACGCCAGGGUUGUGGGUUUGAUUCCCACGGGGGGCCAGUAUAAAAAAAAAUAUAUGUAUUCACUAACUGUAAGUCGCUCUGGAUAAGAGCGUCUGCUAAAUGACAAAAAUGUAAAUGUAAAACCACAGAGAUGAACGAACACGAAACAAACUGAGCAUUACUCUCCUUUCUCUCCUCUUGUAUCACUGACUCUCUUAUCCCCCUCCUUUUCUCUGCUUGUCCUUUCUCUCUGUCCUCCUGUCCUUUCUCUGUCCUCCUGUCCUCUCUGUCCUUUCUCUCUCUGUCCUCCUGUCCUUUCUCUCUCUGUCCCCCUGUCCGUUCUCUCUCUGUCCCCCUGUCCGUUCUCUCUCUGUCCCCCUGUCCGUUCUCUCUCUGUCCCCCUGUCCGUUCUCUCUCUGUCCCCCUGUCCUUUCUCUCUCUGUCCCCCUGUCCUUUCUCUCUCUGUCCCCCUGUCCUUUCUCUCUCUGUCCCCCUGUCCUUUCUCUCUCUGUUCUCCUGUCGUUUGCCCAUGUCCUCCCUGUCUCUUUAGAUGGCGAGGCGUGCGUGUGUUUGUCUCCUCCACGUUCAGAGACAUGCACGCUGAGAGAGAUGUUCUGGUGCGCAGUGUGUUCCCUGAGCUCCGGCGUCGUGCGGCACCACACUGCCUCUACCUGCAGGAGGUGGAACUGCGCUGGGGGGUGACUGAGGAGGAGACGGGGCGCGUCGUGGAGCUCUGCCUCUCAGAGGUGUGCCGUAGCCAACUGCUGCUAGGCAUUCUGGGAGAGCGAUAUGGACUGCUGCCUCCCCGUCCAUCCCUACCAGACCUCCCACAAUACAGCUGGGUAAGGUUUGCCUUCUCAAGACGCUAUCUCUCUUUCCAUAUCUCUCUUUCUUAGUCCUACUAAGCUGUCUGUUUGCACAAAAUGUCAUGUUUUCUAUCAGGAGAGAAGUUUUAUUUGCAGCCACAUCUAGUCAGAAAACAUGUUUAAGAUAAAGAUGAUAUUUUUGUAAUGAUUUGGUUACCCUUCUCUACAGCUGGAUUCUGCUCCAUCGGGGUUGUCCAUCACCGAGAUGGAGAUUCGACAGUUCCAGGCCCUUCAUCCAGACACAGCUCAGAAUCGCAUGUUUUGCUACUUCAGGUCACCCCACCUGUCCAGGUAGACAAUAUCAAAUCAGUCCACUUCACAUAUCCAGGUUCACACCUUGAAAAAUACUCAUUUGUCCAAUCGUUCAUUUGCCAAUGCCUCAUAUGAACAAUAAGAUUAUGACUGUAUGCAUUUGAAUAUUAAAUAAUAUAAUCAUGUUAAUAAUCGUCAUACAAAACGUGUACAAUGUUUGCUUCCUGAUUUCUCAGGUCUGUUCCUGUGGCGUGGAGGACAGACUUUGCUCCUGAGUCCAAGGAGGCUGAAUGUAAGAUGGCCGACCUGAAAAGAAGAAUAGUGGAUAGUGAAGCUAAAGUCACAGAGAAGUGAGCUCAGUUGUAGUUCCUUACACAUUGUCUUGAAGUAGCUUUAUUAAGAUAAUUGGUCUCAUGUGCAUUGGUAUCAUGUGCUCUCUCUCUCUCAGUUACCCCUGUGAGUGGGGUGGUGUUGUGGAUGGGAAGCCCUAUGUGAAAGGCCUGGAGGAGUUUGGGAAGGUGGUGCUGGAGGACCUUUGGGGGGCGCUGUUGAAGCAGUUUGUGGAGGUCAGAGACUUUGACUAUGACAGACAAUUUAACAUUGAAGCCAUCUCCCUCCACCUUGGGUUCCACUUCCACCAAUCAUUGUAUUGAUGUUGUUUCUCUGACAGAAACCGGAUGAAAGUGAUUCCAGGUCAGAUCUGUCAGAGCAGGAAGUGCACCAGGGCGCCCUGCAGCGGCAGUUCUUUGGCCGUGCCAAGCUGCUCUCUGGGGCGGUGGGCAAGGUGCAGGAGGCUCAGCUCAAAGGAGGAAUGGUGCUGCUGGAGGGAGCUCCAGGAGAGGGCAAGACUGUCUUCAUGGUAAACCGUAGCAGCAGCUUUAGCAGAGAUACACAAACAUACUUUAUUCGCUCAGUAUAAAGAUAUUAUCCAUAUUUUUGUCCUACCCGAUUUCUGUAAGGUUUUUCUUAUGCAUUGUCUCCUCCCUUCACACAGGCUGCUCUGGCGAACGCCCUAAGAACUCCUACCAAGUCCCAGAAAACCCCUAGAGGUGAUGUCAUCUCCUACUCCACUGCUGCUACCCAAUCAGCAUGCACUGUGGAAAACCUUCUACGCUGCCUUGUACAGUGGUUACGGAGAGGCAAGGAAAAAGAGGACUGGCCUCUCCCUUCCUCUUAUAAGUGAGUGCAGACAGCAAACAUUUCAUCCAGAUUUUGUCAAAUGGCCUUUCAAUGUCCUUGCCAAUAAAUGUGCUUGAGUCAAUAGUAAGGGCCAUUGCUGUUCAAGACUAACCCAACCAUGACUGUUUUAUCAUAGAGAUCUGCUGACAGAAUUCCACUCCCAGUUGAGUGACACCAGGAAGGACCAACCACUGGCCCUGCUAGUUGAUGGGGCGGAGCAUGUGCAGGAUGGUAGAGGACAGCUGACCUCUGAUUGGAUACCACAGCACCUUCCUCAGGUCAGAAACUCAGCCUAAAUAUACACAGAUGUUUUCAGUUUAUCUGUGUACAUGGUGAUCACAGGAGGUGGCACCUUAAUUGGGGAGAACGGGCUCGUGGUAAUGGCUGAAGUGGAAUUAGUGGACGUUUUAUCAAAUACAUCAAACACAUGGUUUCAAUGUGUUUGAUGCCAUUCUGUUAGCUCCGUUCCAAACAUUAUUAUGAGCCGUCCUCCCCUCAGCAGCCUCCACUGUAGUAUCAUAUAGUAUAGGAUUUAACAUAACGCAUACAAAACUUCUACUCUUUCUUUUGUUGUGUUCUUCUGACAGGGUGUGUCUUUGGUGCUGAGUGUCACCUCCACUUCGGCCCUGCUGCGAGUCCUCGCCAAGAACAAACGGGCCUUCUUGUUUCCUUUAGGACAGCUUUCUUUGCCGGACAGAAAGGAGAUAGUUCAAAAGGAACUUGCCGUUUAUGGGAAGAAGCUUAGUGACUCUGCCUUCAAUAAUCAGGUAAUUAUCUUUACAUUUUAGUAAUUUAGCAGAUGCUCUUAUCCAGAGUGACUUACUGUAGUGAGUGGAUACUUUUUCAUACUGGUCCCCCGUGGGAAUCGAACCCACAACCCUGGCGUUGCAAGCGCCAUGCUCUACCAACUGAGCCAUAUGGGAUCCCAUAUCAUCACACUGAAAAGCCUACUAACAGUGUUGUGAAUAGUAUGGCCUGCUCUGUAUAAUUUUGUCACCAUUAAUUAACUAUUGUCUCUGUGUACCUGUAUAGCUUCAGACCCUUCUGAUGAAGAAGGGAGCAGUGAGUCCACUUUACCUGCACCUGGCCUGUGAGGACCUGAGGAACUUUGCCUCUUUUGAAAAGGUCAGACAUCAUGCAUGUCACAAUCACAUUGACCCGACCCAUAGUGACCCAUAGUCAUGAUGAUCUGUGUCUGUGUUCCAGAUGAAGGAGAGCCUCCAGGCUCUUCCUCCAUCUCUGAGUGAGUUGGUGCAGCACAGCCUGAGCAGACUGCAGUCCCAGUACAGAGAAGUAGGACUGGGCUGGGCGUUGGCCGCCUUGACUGUCAGCACCACCGGUGAGAACCUGGGCACUUCAAAACCACCUUAUUCACUACUCACUGACUGCAUACACUGUCUUUUCAACACACACACCUCCUAUAUCAUCUCCCGAGUGGCGCAGUAGCUGUGCCACUAGAGAUCCUGGUUCGAAUCCAGGCUCUGUCGUAGCCGGCCGCGACCGGGAGACCCAUGGGGCGGCGCACAAUUGGCCCAGCGUCGUCCAGGGUAGGGGAGGGAAUGGCCGGCAGGGGAUGUAGCUCAGUUGGUAGAGCAUGGCGUUUGCAACGCCAGGGUUGUGGGUUCGAUAAAAUAAUGUAUGCGCUAACUGUAAGUCGCUCUGGAUAAGAGCGUCUGCUAAAUGACUAAAAUGUAAAUGUAUAUGUUACCCAAAUCCCCUCAUCUCAACAUGCACUCCUUACCUGGUGGCUGGCGGUGGUGUGGACCAAUUGUUAUAUCUGCUCAAGUGACUAAAAUAUAACACUCACUAAUAUUCAUACCCUACUUACUAAUCACGGUUACUCAUCUCAUUCAGCAAUUGUGCUCUGUGACAUGUCAUGACAAUUCCGCCCUGGUUCCAUUGCAGGCCUGAGGGAGAGAGACCUGUAUGCCAUACUGAACAUGUGCAAUGGCCUGACCUCUGGAGGUGAGAAGGCAACAUGGCAAGAUAUGCUGCACUUGGCCAGAAAGCCCAUAAAGCGGGUCCCAAUGGCAACCUUCUCCCACAUGGUGCGGAGUCUACAGAGGUAUGAGACUGUGUCAAAUGAUGGGGAGUCAGAGGUCAGACUUGGGUUGAUGAGGCAAUCAAACGAAUAUCGGCUGAUGUUCAAUUCUCUACCCUUCUCCCAGAAGUGUGCACUUGUUCACUCCCUCUCAUGGAAUGCGCUGGUGUAAGAAAUAUGAUGGGAACGACCACUACUAUCCACUGCUUUUAACGAAGGGGGAAUGAAUGAGUAAUUGUACACUGUGGAAUGGAGAAUGGUAAGGAAUUGAACGUAAACACAGUCCAUCUCUUUGUUGUUGACCCUCUUCUGCAGCCUGAUUGAUCCGUCCCACUGUCACGGCCCGGAUGACCUCCUGGCACUGACCAAUCCCGAGGUCAGGCUGGCCUUUAAAAAAGAGCUCCUCCUACCAGGAGAGGCUGACUGGACCAGGGCUCAUAUCCUGUUGGCAGGUAGCUACUAUUGUAAAGAUCCUACACACGAAUUCACUGCUUACAUCUGUAUAUAAUCAUACAAAACACACAGACAUAGAUACAAAUGGAUUUGUUUGUCUUUCUCUCUCAGCCCAUCUUUGGGUGCUGGCAGAUCCUCAGGGAACAUGCACAUUUCUUCACUGUGAGGCCAGCUCCAUCUUGAACCUGCCUUUCCACCUGGUCAGUGACACUGCCUCUAGCUUUUAACCUCUCUCCCAGUUGACCACACCUUAACUCUUGGUUGUCUUUGGUCAGAUGAGAAGUGGCCAGUGGGAGGCACUGCAUUGCCUGCUCUCUAGUUAUAAUUUCCUGUUUGCCAACGUGCGCCAUGGCCUCCUGCACCACCUCCUGGAGACCUACAGCUUAUUUGGUAAGUCAGCUCUCUGGAGAUAUGUAAGUACUUCAUUCGAUGAUAGGUGUUAGGUUAUCUAGUAACUUUUCAUCAACUCUACUUCUACUUCACUGCAGGCAAGAGGUUCGAAUCGGAAGGUAUUCGUUCAUGGGACACUUUAGGUAAUAGAAUUGAUCCUUUUCUACCGGUUACCUCUAGAGAAAAGUCUCUCUAGAAUCUGUUCCUCAGACAGAAAGCCCAGAGUUGAGUCUUCCUCUCCUUUUUCCUGUGAAGACCAGAGCGGUCUGACGGAUUGUGUCGGGUUCCUGCAGCGCCAUGCUCCACUCCUGUCCUCAUGGCCAGCCCUGUUUCUGCAGCAAGCUCUCAAUGAGCCCAACCACACUGACGCCCAUGUAUGGGCACAAGGCAUGAUGGGAAAAGGAGGGAAAGGGGUGCAUGUGAUGAGGUGGCUGAACAAUGAACAACAUACCCAGCCGGAAACCAGGUAGCUAAUCUUCAUGCCGUUUGUACAAGUGAUAUUUACAGUUAAUGCAGUUAGACCAUAUUGACCUCUGUGUUCGCUACCUCAGUGAGUUAGUUAUAUUGUUUCUUACCUUAGUAGUGAUGAUCUUAGUGAUGCUGGUGUCCUCUGUGUUACCACAGUAAGCUGGUCUCCACCUUCCCCUCUGAGCCCACCUGUGUGGUUGUGAGUCCAGGGGGUGGGGUCAUGGCAGUAGGGACUGGACAGGGCACCCUCCACCUCGUCCACACAGAGACUGGACAGGUAAACUCCUGCUCUCUGUCCAUAAAAACAAUAUGCCACUGACCUAACAGACUAGGACAGGACUUACUGCUGACUAUAUGCCACCAUGAACACUAAAAUAUGACAGUAAUGUCUUUCAAAUGCUCCAUAUAUUUGAAUCGAAGUCCAUUUUACCUUGACCGUUAACAGGAAGUGAGGUCACUGGUGAGCAGCUGUGACGGAAUCUCAGGAUGUGUCUUCCUGAGGGAGGGGCUUAUGGGAACUACUUCAUUUGAUGGACGAAUUGAAUUGUGGGAUGUUGAGAAUGGCUGCAGGUGAGACAAUGCUUGGAAUAAAAGAAAGUAUUCCCCAGGCCUAUAUAUUCCCCAGGCAUAUACAAUAGCUUUACAAAUAUGGGAUUACGAAAUUCCGAUCUUGCAGUCACAUGCAAAAUGGUCAACUGUCUUGUCUUUCUAGGACUGCCCUCAUCGAUGGCCACUCAAACAGAAUAACAGGAAGUGACAUCAGUGCAGACCGGAAGCACCUUGCAACUGUGUCCCUGGACUUAAGGCUUAAAGUGAGUCUCGCAUCAAGACUACGCCAGUCGCUCUGAUUACUACUUCACCCAUUAAUUUGAACGUUAAUGUUAUCAAUGUUAUUCUCCACAGGUGUGGUCAUCUCCAAAGGGCAGUCUGGUCACAGCCCUCUCCAGCCCUAGCCCUCUGAACUGUGUGACCUUUGACCCCGAAGGUCAUCUUGUGGCAGCGGGGGGUUGGGAUGGAGCUGUGCGUCUGUGGAACUGGCUGAAGGGUGAAGUUACGGUGAGUCGAAUGAAGGACAUAUUGCGAGCAGAGAUGUCACACUGUUAAAUGUUUUAUUCCCUCGUCGUUUUAACACAACCUUUCUUUCAUCAUUCCUCCUUUCCAGACUCUCUCUGGUCAUCAGAGGUCAGUACGCAGUCUAGCUUUCUCUCCCUCCUCUUCUCUGCUUUGCUCUGGCUGUCUGUCUGGAGAGGUGAGGCUGUGGUCAGUUCCAGCCUCUACCUGCGUGGGGCGCUACCAGGCUCACAGCGGAUCUACAGAGGUGCUCACCUUCCUGCUGGGAGGGACGGUACUCCUGAGUGCUGGAUCUGACCACACGGUGAGAAGGAUGGUUUACACACGCACACACAGUGAAGAUCUCAAUUGCUUACUCCUUGUGUCCUCUCUCCUCGUCUUCUUCUCAAAACCCAUUGGAGGAGAAGGUCAGAGGGGAGGGACCUCUGGCUUUCUCAUCCAAUGGGUUUUGAGAAGGAGACGAGGCGAGCGGAUGCUAGGAGUAAACAAUUGAGAUCUUCCCAUAUUCACACAUUUUGAAAGCUUCCUUGUUUACCUGUCCCCCGUCCUCCACAGGUCCAGUUAUGGUCAGGUGGUCUGGGUCGCUCUGUGAAUGUGUUUGGAGAACCCAAGGUAUGCUGUUCCACUCAUCUUUCAGAAGUUCCUCAAUUUCCAUUUCUGUCAUUCGGAAGCUCAAAAAUCACUUUGUUUGCCUUGACAGGAGUCUGUUGUUCAGAAGGGAAAGAAGAUGUCAACCACGGAGCCCGCUGCUCUAUGUGUGGCUGUCACUGGUGGUUAUGCUGCAGUUGGUUACCAUGGUGAUGGGUUGAAGCUCUUCAGUCUUGAAUCAGGUAUAUGGUUUUAAGUUUGCUAACAAACACCAACUCUGCAAGCCAAGGAAAUGAAUCAAUUUAAUAAAUCACUGAACACAACAUCAGUGAUUCAGAACUGAAUGAAACCACCCCAACCCUAUUGUGCAGGUGAGAGGACGUGGGCUAGCAAGGACCUGCGGGUGUCCAUUCUCUGCCUGAUGUGGCUGGCUGCAGAGGAACCCGACCUGCUGGUGUCUGGGGGCGGGGACCAACGGCUGAGGGUGUGGAGGAGACAGGAGGAGGGAGAGGCAGACAUGGUGCUGCUGGGACGUUUUGGGUUGCAACAAGGCCCCAUCCUGGCCCUGGCACAAAACUCCUCUUAUCUGGCCUCUGCCUCAGGUCAGACCAAUAACUAAAACACAAAUUAAACACUCAGUUGAUCAAUAGUUAACUCAUUUUGUACUAAUCACUAAUUUAUCUAAUCAUUGUGUUAAGACAAUUUACUAACUUUUUCCAUCUCUUUCCUCAGAUGACUGUUCCAUUGCUCUGUGGGCAGUGAAGGACUUGACCUCUGACACCUGGGUUGACCCCAGUGUGAUCUCUGUCCUGAGAGGUCACAGUGGAGGGGUCACCUGCCUGGCCUUCAGUCCAACUGGGGAGGAGUUGCUGUCUGGAGGAAAAGAUCAGGUAUAGGUUUUCAGAGUGUGUUCAUAUUUGAGUUUCGGUUGGUGUGUAAUCUCAGUUAACCCAGAACUAAAGUAAUUGUAAUUGGUCAGAUGCUCGAUUUAAGUUCUGGGUCCAUACGUGUUAAAGGAAGAGGGAGAACGGGGAUCGGAAGCGGAACUAAGAGCUCCACCCACUCUCUUUGCAAGUUACGAGCAAGUCUAUUGGCCAAAUGUUCCCUUCAGAAAUUUGAAAGAUGCUAACACCUGUGAAAUCGUGUUUUGUCUGAAAUAACCAGUGACAAAAAAAAACAAGCACUGAAACUAAUGCUGCUCCUUAUCUCAUGCAUCCCGAUGUAUCAUGACAGAUCUACGCUACCAGUUCUGUUUACGUAGUCAGUCCACGAGAGAUUAGUUGGUGUGUUGCAAUUUUACUUUUAUUGUGAAUAGUGGGGAUGCUGUUGAUGGCAAUGACCAAGAAUAUUGAGAGCUGUCUGUUGUCACUUGUUUACUUGUGACUGUUGUGGUGAUAAUGUGACAUUUUCCCUCAGGUUCUAAUGGUGUGGAAUGCCAGUUCCUCUCCUCCUACUCUCACUCAGUCUCUACCACACUGUCAUGGAGACUGGAUAACUGGCUGUGUCUGGGGCCCAAACUGUGUGGUGAGUGUGUCUGUGUAUAUAUAUUUUUUUUUAUAUGACCAUUUGUUGCCUGUUUUUAUCUGAUGAUAAUUCCCAUUUUAACUAGAAAGAGACUUUACUGAAUUAAACCUGAGUAACUUACUGUCUGUCUGUCUCUCAGGUGAGCUGUUCCAGUGACUGCAAGAUCCGUGUGUGGGACCUACAGAAGGGUCGCAGUGUGAGAGAGAUCCUGGCGAGAUCCUCCCUCAGUGCAGUCUGCUGUCUGGUGAGUCGAACAGUAGGAUGGCAGUGUGGACCUCUCUAAAUUGGUACUAGAUCGAUGGCGUUAAACUGUAGUCAUAAUGGAGAAGUUGUUGAGGAAAAAACGUCUGUCUUCAGGGUGAAAUUGUUGUGUCUUCAUGUAAUAUAUGAAACACUGUAAGUUGUGAUGUUUCCAUUUUGUCUUGAUGAUGUUUGUGUUGUCUUGGGGGGUCCGCAGGGGGAGUUUGUGAUAGCAGGUUGUGCCGAGGGUGAACUGCACGUGUGGAAAUGGGAUUCAGGGAUGGAAAUCAGCCGGAUUUCAGCUCACAAGUCACGCAUACACCACUGUUCUGUGCUACCUGACCCAGGUACUGGAUCUUUACUAAAUACUUACACACAUAUUAAUAUUAUUUCCCUUUUCAAAAUACUAUGAUACACAUACCAUUGUGAUCAUGUAGUGUAUUGUUCCUAAAUGUUAUAUAUUCAGACAAGACCAAGGAGACUAAGCAGGAGGACAUGGUGGUUGCUACAGCAUCUGAUGAUGGCACAGUGAAGCUGUGGCACCCUUUCCAGGUUUGAUGAAUGCAAUUUGCUUGUCAUUUCUAGGAUUUAGGUUGAUUUGAAUAAGAUGGUUCAACAAUAACAUCAACAGAUACAUGUAUCAAUAUGCAGUGAUGCUUGGUCUGAUUGUCUCUUUGCCUCUAAUUCUAGGUACAGCACCACAGCACCUUGCAAGGCCACAGCGGAGGGAUACACGGAGCAGUCUCAAAGCAGGAUGGAGUCCCGGCAUUCCUCACUGUGUCUGAAGAUCGGUCGUUGAGGUCUUGGAGCGUUGCUGCGGCAAUGGGUAACACAUUUAUCAACCUAAAUUGUCAACCUAAACCAAUCCUCCAAUUUCCAUACUUGUUGUUUUUUGUUUAAUGUAUUAAAUUCCCCCUCUUUAUUCUUUCCUCCAGAGAGUCCUCUCAACCAGAGGGGCACUGUUACUGCUCUGUCUUUCUCCCAGAGUGGCGAUGUGCUGCUGUCUGGCUAUGAGUCUGGCAGAGUGGAGAUAUGGAAACACAAUUCUGCAGUUGGCCACAAAAAGGUAUCUCCAUACAGGACCUUGUAGUGUUAUUGUGUUUCUCACACUGACUAAUAGAACAAAGUUGGUUUAUCUUUGAUUUGCUUGUGUCGCUCAGGUGUCUGACAGUAGUGUAACAGCGAUAUGCUCCAUGCCUGAUGGCCAGUUUGCUGUGGGAUGCAGGCAACGCUCUGUGUCAGUGUGGAAGCUGGAGUGGAAUCCUCAGCACAAUGUUGCAAGGUCAGCUUUUGGCCAUUUAUAUGUCAAGUUCUCACACUAUGGUGACGGUUGCUAUUGGCCCAAUUUGCCAUUUGUAAGAGAUUAAGGCAGUAUCGGCUGGUUGCAAAUUUGUAAAACUUUCAGUAGUACAUGGAUUACAUUUUAGUCACCAUUUGUUCUUGUACUCCUGCAAUGCCUGCUGGUAAAGACUGUCAUCCUUUUGUCCGUAGUCUGUUGAAGGUGUCCACAUACUCAGUGCCUACCCCAGUGAUGCACCUGUACUACUGCUCCAUCCUGCUGGGAACCUGUGAGGAUGGAAAUAUCAUCAAUGUCCUCGCUGACGCUGAUAGAGAAAUUAACAAGUAAAGCACACACACACACACACUUAUGGUAUACACACAUUAUUAUGUGGUAGACCAGGACUAGACUGAAAAAUACUGACUUGAAAUGUACAUAAAUUGCCUAAAUUGCAGUUGGAAGGAUGACACACAAAUUCUUGGGAUGGUGGCCAACGAUGAAAAAAGCACUUGGCUGGUGGGUGAGAAGAAAGGACAGGUUGUACUUGGCUUCUUGGUGAGUUUACCACCAUCAUCACCGACACAUACAUCAUAACCAUCAUCAAUGACAACACUGCUGCUGUUUUUAGAUUAUUGUUUUAAUAAGAGUACUAUUGGUAGAUGAUAAUAUGGUCCUAUCUGCCUUCCCUAGUAUGCCAUGGGCCCAAAGACUGACCUGCAGUCAUCAUGUGGUGAAAUUAAGCUAGAAAUGGAGGAGACUUGUGGUGGAAAAGGUGGCUGGAUAACUGCAGUGACUGUGGAGAGAGGUAGCUGCACUGCAGUACAAUGACACUCAUAUACAUUUUGAUACUACUUGUGAAUCAUCUGUCAAUUUAUAAUCUAUUAACUCCACUGUUAUUCUGUGUCCUGUCUCCAGAGUUGGUGGUGUGUGGAGAUUCCAAGGGGAACAUGUGGUUCAACCAGCCACCAAAUGUGAACUCCUGGAGCAGCAGGAAACCUGUAAGAUCUGUCCCCUUUUCUCUGAUGAUGAUGAUGAUGGUGGUGACUGACUUGAAGAGGAAACUGUUGUCUUAUUUUCGAUGAUAAUUUGUAUGGAUUUUCCCUAGGCACACAGUGACAGGAUCAGUGUACUGAGACUCACCAACAGCACGAUGAUCUCGGCGUCCCAUGACAGAACUGUCAAAAUGUGGGACAGAAACACCAAGAAACAGGUGCAUGUCAUUCUAACUCUUCAAUUUUCACACACUCAAAUAAUUUCAUAAAGAAUGGAUGAGUAGUCACAGUAAUAUACUGUUUGUGUGUGUUUGCUUACACUAUCUCUCUGUACAGGUGGGUGUGUUUGUGUGUUCGGGUCCUGUUCUGGUCUUGGAGGUGAACCCACACUGCUCCAGUGAACUGGUGUGUGGCGAUGCACUGGGCCAGCUCUACUUCCUCUCCUGGAGAGAAUAACCCAGUGUACACACACAGUCCAUUGUAUACACACUCUGCUCCAUACACACACAUGCAAUCAUAAUUAACACACAUAGCAGCGAAGGGGGGACCAACUCCAUAUUA